AUGGCGGAGCCCACCGAGCUGCCUCUCCCCUCUUCGGUCCCGCAGCCCUUGCCGGCCUCUUUCUUCGGGGACGUGGCGCCGGGCAACCCGGUGAUAGACAGAUUCGAGACCGAGGUGCGGGACGUCCUGGGCUUCCUUCAGUGGCUGGGAAGCGCGGGGGAGGACAAGCAGCAGCAGCACGACCUGCACCGCCGCGGAGCAAAUACUUUGUUUAAUAUUUGGAUCAAAUAUAAGCCUAGACUGCCGGAGUGGUAUUACAGUGAAAAACUUCUGAAAGUUGGUGAUUUCCUUGCUCAGAUCAAAGAAUACAAGUUGGCACUUCAACAGUGCUAUGGAAGAUACCUUCAGCAGUUUUAUUCUGCAGACCUUGAUGAUAUCAUUGAUGAUGUGCAUCAGUUUAAAUCUACCUUUUUUCCAAAUGGUUUCAGAGACAAAUAUGCAGUACUUACGUUCCGUGCUUUGCAGGAGAGAAAUACUUGCAUCUAUCAGAUGGUUUGCAGCAGUGACAGAAAUCUCCAGAAUCAAGAGUCCCUGCACACUUGUUUCAAUGUCUUGUCCUCCUUACGACUCACUAUGCAAUUGGCUCUGCCUCAGGAGAAUUUGUGUUGGCUUAUCUACAAUGGUACCAUUCACAUUUACACCAUAUGCAGGCAUUUGAUGACGAUAGGUCAGUCUGCUAAGGUGCUGGAAUACUUACUGUGGGCCAGUAUGUGUAUGGAAUCAUCCAUUCCGCUCUUAUCUGUGCAUUAUCUGACGUGGAGAGCCACCCUGUAUACUGCAGUUUCUCAGUGUUAUUUUGAUUGUCAAGACAGCGUUCAUGGAGAGAUAUUUGCUCGACGUGGUCUGAUUCAGAUUUAUGAACUGAAGCAAUUAGAAAAUACCAAUCCUUCGCGGGAAAAUUCAGAGACAAAAGCCUCUUUUAUAGAGGCCACUAUAAAGAUGUCUGUAAUGAUUUUUAAGAGAGCAGUAUAUGAAUCCAGAAGGAAGCCAGAAGAUUGGUUUCGACCUAAGUUAAAAGUUAGCUUGAAAGAAGCACAGAAUUUAGCAUGGCCUCGCACCAUCACUGAACAGCUGCUGACAGAAAUGUUUGAAGGUGCUGCAGCUCAGUUUCUUGCCAUCCUGGAAGCUCUGUCUGAUAGUAGCAGGCGUGUGUUGUGCCCUGAUACACCUCCUCCUGAUGAAACUGAAGUUCGUGAUGUCAUUUCAGAGCUUUUUUUUGCAGGACUGGAAAUCCUCACAGGUGAAGCGAGCAGUACUGAUAUUCAAGGAAGUCAUUGCACUGAUCAUUUUGGUAUAAUUCAUGCAUCAUCCACCCUUUUGCAGUUAAUACUAACAGGAGAAAAGGGAGUAUCUGGAGAUGCAGCUGUGAAAUUCAUAAAAUUAGCUUUUAGCUAUGAAGAGUGGGAUGUGUUUGAUUCUGCUAUUGAAUUUGUUUUUAAUUUUCUUCAGGCCCAAGAUGACCCACCAUGGAAGAAAGCUGAAAUGGAACUCAAACUUCUUGCACUGAUGCAAACUUUACUAUUUCCAAGAAAACCUAAACACACUUUUUCUAUUAGUGGCAAUGAUGCCAAAGAAGCUAUGAUGCCUCAUGGUUCUGAAAAGAAGCAAGCAUUUAGAAGUGAGUGUUAUCAUGGAGAUCCUCCUCAUGAUCUUAUUAUUUUGGCAACAACAGUUUUAUCCUGUGUUUCCACACCUGAACAGAAUAUGAAACCAGACAAAGAAAUACUUGUUGAUGUAAUAAAGUUUUUGUGGCAGAAGUGUAAAAUGGGACUUCAGCGAAUCCAGAUGAGUGGAAGUGACUUCUUAAAAUACAUCCACAAACACAAAGCUUACCAAUGGGUUCACAUACUAUGGAUAAUAAAUGAAAUAAUUCAGAAGAACAGCAUGGCAGACACUGACAUUGUAAUGCACACAGAGAUAACCUUAUGGCUAACUGCAAUAUUGGAAAAUGCAGCUGAUUCUGCACGUAAAUCCAAGGAAAAAAAAGGGAGUAGAAGUUUCUCGUCCUUGCAAGAUGAAACAUGUGAUAUUCCUGAAAUACUGAUGAAAAGCCCUAUGGAACAGUUACAAGUUGCUUAUGAAAGUCUUGAGAAAGCAAUUAAUGAAAUGAACACAUCUUACUUGAUGACCCUUGUGCCAGAUGGAAAGUCGAUAUUUGACAACUGCUGUACAAAGGUGGAGUCAAAUGAUGAGAAUUUAAAUUCUGUUUUGGGAUGUGGUAAUUCUCAGACAGGAACAGGUUAUGGUUUUGUUGUGGAUUUACACUUGGAGCUCAUUCAGGCCCAACAUCGAGUAUCUGUGAAGCUUCUUAAAAUGGCACAAGAUGCUGAAAAGGAUGACAGAAGUCUUAAGUCUAGCAAGUCCAAUGUGAAUAAUAUUAAAGAUUUCUAUUAUUUAACAGAGGCAUUUAUAAUGAGAAAAAUAAAAAAGAACAAGCUAUCCAGAGCAAUCUUUUUGAUGCAAAAAGCUUCACUGAAAUUCCCUAAUGACUUAACCACUUCUUCCCAAAGGCAGCUACUGGAGGAAGCACUGGCUUUAAUUGAGCAAGUUGAAGCUGAACAAAGUGCAUUGCAUCUCAGUCUCAAAGAAGCUAUGAAUAGCAAGGAAAAAAGCAAGACUCCUCCUCCUCCUCUGUUACUUUCUAGAUCACAUUGCUCCAUGACAUUUAAACCAGCCCCGUUCUUUUCAGAUAUACAGGUUUCGUGGUACAGUAUAUUUGGCUGUGUGGCAGGAGGAACUAAUGAGAAAGUAAGGUUAAAUAACAAUAAACUUCCAAAUGCAGGAGAAGAGAUACCAGCUGAUGGCAAAAGCCUCUUGGAAAUACAAGGCUUAGAUCCCAACGAGAAAUACAUAUUUGCAGUUGCAGCAUAUUCUUCUGAUGGAAAACUUAUUGGUGAUCAAAUUGGAGAAACAACUAAUCCAAUCCUUGCUUAUCCACCUCUUUCUGCAACUACUGUUCGAGCCUAUCUAACUCAGGUAGCCUUUCAGACUGGCAGCUAUGCAGUAGCCAGAGAAGCUUUUUCACCAUUGUGGGAUUAUUUUGUGUCAAGUUCUUCUCCACUGCCUGCCAAUGCAUCUGUUAUUUCUGCAAGGAGAGAUUUGACGAUAUCUGAAAACAGGUUACAUUUUGAAGCUGUAUCUCAGACUUCUCCUAUUACCUUGCACCUCUUUCUGAGGAAUAUAUUUGCUAUUUGUGACAUCAGUGUAAUGGAAGGAGCACUCUUCUGUGAUUCCAUGUGUUCCAAUGAGAUCCUUUAUAAGGAACAAGUUGCCAGAUUAGCAGAAUGUGAAAGAAUGACUGUGGCAAUUGAACUUAGCAAUUGGUUGAAUGAUGCAAGUUAUGCCCUGCAGUCUGUUGUACAAUGUUAUGGUCUUCUUGCUCCAUUUAUUUAUCACAAGAUUUCUUCAGUGCCAGUAGUUCAGAUCCUCAUUAAGUGCCUGGCUGUCCUUCAAGAAAUUCCAAGUGCUGUUUUGCAGAGGAGGCAGGCAGAGCGCUAUGAGAGUAUUCAGCAUAUGAUAGCUUGUACUUCAUUUUAUACAGCAAAGGUACUACGCUCAUGGAAAGAAUAUGAACUAGCAGUAAUUAUUGUUAAUUAUGGGAAAAAAUUGUUGGAUUCCACAGCAACAACCUCACCCUGUCUGUCAGAAGCUAUAAAAACUGAAGAAACAGAUACCAACAAAGAAAUUGCUUCUGCAAAGACAUCCCACUUAGCUGCAGUGGAAAAAGCAACAGAAAAUCUAAAUGCUCUGGAAUCAAAUCUUCUCAAACUAACAAAACCAGCUCGUGGAUCAGACCUUACAGGACAGGAAGAUCCUUUGUUCCUCUACCCUGUAAUUUCAUGUUGGACAUCAAACAGUGCUUAUCAAGAAGUGAUGAAAUUCAGAAAUCAGUCACGUUUUCUUGAGUUCUUUGUUCAAGUUUUGCACAAAAUCAUCAAUGAAGAGAAGUUUCAAAGUGUUCUGGAAUGGGCAGACAAUGUGGAAGACUACUUGAAAAGGAGGAAUGACCACCUUCUCUGUAAAAAUGGAAUUUCAGCAGCAGAAACAAAAGCUCCUACUCCGAUAAAAAGCCCAGAUAGGAACACUACAAGAACUGCAGGACUUCAAAAAAAUACAAAGACCUCAGCUUUAAAGAAACCAGAGACACCAACUUCGAAGAAAACAAGAAAAGAAGCCUCGAGUCCUAGUCAAAAAAGACAGACUCUUAGACAGUACUUAAUGAAACAUCAAGACAUAAUGAUAUCUCCAGAAGCACAAAGGGAACACAGUGACGAGUUGCAAAAAGCAGCUCAUCACACUUUGGUGAUACUGCUGAAGCCACUUUUGAGGAAUUACUUAAAUCAAGAGAAGUUUCAUCAGAUUUGUCUUGAAGAGAUGCCCUGGAGGUCUCAGAUGAAUAUCUAUCUGGCACUUGCUCACUACAACUUAUUUAAAAAGAAAAUAGAAGAUGAAUUUAACAUUGGAAUUUCUGCUUCACAGCACCUGGACAGUUACAGUAUAUUGGAUCCUGAAAUAUUCUCAUUAAGUAAUUCUGGUACUAUAGUGGUGGGCCAAGAUGUAGAGAGUAUCAUGAGAAUACCACCUCCUCCUCUCCUUGAAAAGUCAGGAGUGACUGAAAAACAAACCCGUAAAUCUCAGCAAAACAUUAAACUGGGUGGAAGAGGUACUCCUCAAACUCAAAAAACAAGCAAUACUGAAAAAUCCAUAUCUCCUUCCUCAAAAAAACCCCUGUUUGUGUCAAAUACUGCGUUAUUGGAGCAUUGUACUAAAAUCUUUUUGCAUUUGAGAAGAGCAGUGGUUCUUGCUCAUCGUGGUGGCCACUGGACUUUGCUUCAAAAUGCUUGUCGAGAACUUUGGAACUGUACUCAAGAAUUACAAUUGAUGGCUUAUUAUUCACAUUCCCAUACGGAUGCAUUUCCUAUUACCAUCAGUUUUCUUAGGAACACCAUCUGGUUGCCAUUUUAUUUGGCAUCAGACACGAUCAUUGAUAUGAUAACUGAACUACAAGCUAGCAGGUCCCUCAAGAUUGUGGAUCCUGAAGGGGACUUCUGCAUCCCUGGUUGCUUAGGAGGUAUUCUGGAUGAGAAUGGUGGUUCUAAUCUUCAUCCCCAGCCUCCCCUGGAUGAUGUGAAUGUGGUUGACUUGAAAUGGAUAUGUAAUCUGAUUCUUAAAACAAUAGAAUUGUUAUACCAAAUGAAGAAGUGGGAAGCACUGGUACACAUAGCUGUACAAUUUAAUAUAUUUACACAUGAGAGAUACACAGAACAAGUGAGCCCAUUGCUGGUGUAUGCUCAGAGGCAGCUGCUGGGAAGGAUGGAGCAAUUCAGUGGCCCACACAGCCAUAAAUCUCAUUUUAUGAAAACUGUGUCUUAUAAUGCACAAAAGAUGAGUUGCAGGAACUACAUAGAGCAGAAAUUGCAGCUGUCUGUUUCCUGUUCUCCUAGUGAACGGUUUUCUCCUGGACACUUUUCUGGGAUCAAAAAGGAUUAUACAGAAAGCAGUCAAGGGAAAGCCCUAGCUUAUGUACCUCUUGAUGUGAAUGAUACACUGAAAUGUUUUAGAGAAACUCUGCAAAAAUCUAAACAUCACAGCAGAGCACUGAGACACAGCAGAAAACUACUUUCCUUAUUUCUUGCACACGCACAAGAAAAUGCUGAAAGAGCAAUUGACAGUCAUAUCUCUUCAAGCAAAAAGGUGAAAUUUAAUUUGGGACCUGCACUGGCAUUCCUUCCAACACCAUGUGACCUCUCGCAAGAAAAAUUUUAUUCCUCCAGUGUGGUUGAAAGUAGACCAAUACCAUCAUCACAGCUUUCAGUAAUCAUCUCUUCCUAUGAACAAACAAUUGGAAUCCUUGAGAUAAAAAACCAGAAAGACCUCAAGGUUCAGGCUCUACACGAACUUGGAAAUCUUCACUUUUAUGCUGGAAACAAAAGAGCUGCUUUUAAAUAUUGGUGUCAAGCCCUUGAUGAAACACUCAACAUUGCUGAUGCUCUUAACAACUGGCAAGAUUUAGGUUUUCAAAAAGAUGCUACAGACUGCUCUGCAGAUGGAAUAUCUACUGAUACUACUCAGAAACUUCUUUCUCAGGCUGGAAUUUGGGGAUGUUUACAUGCAGCAGUGUUAGUAGCCAAGAUAGCUCAGUAUAUAACAACAUCAAAGAUGAGAUUAAGAGUUAAAUACUGCUAUUUUUCUGCUAUGCUUUUUAAGACUCUAUUUAGAGCUUCUCUUCCACAUCCAACAUCUGACUGUGACUUUGCACAAUAUGAAACUGAUAUGCUUAUUCCUGGUAUCAACUUAUUCUCGGAUCGCUACAGAGCUGAUAUCUCCACUGUAGUUGCAAGUCUGAAUUUUCUUAUGUUUGAACUACAUUGUGCAAAACAAAAUUUAAUAAUUUUACCAUUGUUCACAUUAUACCAAUACUGUGUUUCUGAGAUUUGUAAGGAUCCAGUUAAAUGUAUUGAAGGAAGAAUCUUCAAGAUUAAAGUACUUGCAGAUAUAGGAUUUUUUACGGAGGCUUUCGAUGAACUGUCUUUGCUUAACUGUGGAGAGAGAAUUCCAUGGAAAAUACCUGCAGGAUACAGAAAAACUGAACAAAUGAAGGUGUUCCAGAAAUUUGACUCCUCAAAAUCUCUCCUCACUGUUACAAAUUUACAGGUACUGGAAGACAUAUUUAAUUGUAGUCUACCUUUAAUGGUGGUGCCACUGUGCAACCAACAAAUUAUGAACAAACUAACCUUAGCCAAAAUGCAUUUCAUUAUUUGCCUGUCUGCCACAAUAAAUAAUAUACCUGAAAAAGUGGAAAAAACCAUCUAUGCUGUUGAAAAAAAACCCAUGAAGGAGCCAAGUAGAGUAUCAAAUAUAAAAGCUGAUGCUGAUAAGAAUUCAAGACUACAGGAACAAAGAAGCAGGAUGGUGCAGCUUGUUAACUGUAAAGAUGAAUUAAAUAUGGCCAUGAUGAAGGAGAUUUUAUUGACAGAAGCUGAAGAAAGUCUUACCAAUCUUGUGCAGAGCACAGAGGACAAAUAUAAUGGGAAGAUAUCUCUCUGUUCUGCUGAAGAUUUAGAGGCUCUUGUUGAGGCCAAACUUCAGCUUGCUGCUAUUUCUCAGCAAAGGCAUCAAGCACCUUGUAGUGCUGCUUUGGCUUUCUCUGCAAUUCGACUUCUCCAAGAUGCAAAAAUUUUUAGGAGGGAAAUGACACAUUUUCAAGAAGAAAAGGACAAAAGGGAGUGUUUGGACCCUUGUGUUGAAGAUGUUCAACUGCCACGAAGUGUAGCAGCACAAGACCAUAUGAGUGUACAUCUGUGGCUAAGGUGUCGUGUGAUGUUAGUGACUGCACUAGUAGCACAAAUACUUGGUGUUGCUGAUAUCGAAGAAAAGAAUGUGGCUGAACGCAGAAGUGUGAUAGAAGAAGUGAUACUGGAGGCAGAAGCCUUUGGUGCUACCGAGACUCAAGCUGAAAUAAUGGUGCAAGCUGCUAUUCUUGAUCUGCAAGAAAAACAUCCUGUGACAAGUGUUAAACUUCUUUUGCAGAAUAUCAUCAGUCUACUCCAAGAGGAUACAGUUAUUUCCCCUUCAGCUUCUUUGACCCUCGUGAAAAGUUUGCUUCUGCUGGCAGACAUACUGACACUGCAAACAGUAGAGGGCACAGAACAUUGGCCUUCCACAGUGGAACCACUGGAUUUACUGAUUUUGGCACAUGAGCUUACCAUUAAAGCAAUUUUUAUUUGUGGAGAACCCAUUGAACGUCACAUAGAAGACAGCACAUUGACUUGCAUGGUCCUGCCUACAAAAAAUAUCUACUUGCCACAUAUCAACUUGCUAGCCCAAGUCAAAAUGAGAAUCGGACACACACUAGCUGCAAACAUAGCUCGUACACCUGCAAGAGAAGAUCCACUGCAAUGGGUACAUGCUCUCAAACAUUUAGAAACAGCACUGGAGCUCUGCAGAGCAUCUGCAACAAAGCAUUUAGAUAUGGAAGCUGAACUUCUUUUUCAGAUAGGCAAGGUAGAACGCCAGAUAACUGAAGCAGGCCGUAACAAGUCAUCUCAAGCUGUUGGAACCCUGUUGGAAGCUAUAGCAGUCAGCCAGCAACAUGAUCAAAAAUUAGAGUUAAUAAGAAGAUCAUACCUUGAAAUAGCACUACUGUAUUUACAUUUUGCCUCAAAUAAUGAGGAUGUGUCACAGAUGGAUGAGAUGGUGCCUUCCAAAUCAAAUAUAUCUUCUGAAGAAGUCUCUUCUCCUGAGGAAGCUCUGAAAUCAAAGUGCUACAAAGUACAAGCCUGGAUUGCUAUAAGAGCAGCUACACAGGCCAGUGAAGCUGUGCUUGCUUCUCAGCUAUUAAUUGGAAUGAAGAGUGUUAAAGAAGGGAGCAUGAAGGAUGCAGUGCAACAGAAAAUCCCAGCAUUUGCUUCCAUGGAUCUUUGUGCUUCGUACAAGGAUUUCUUAUCUGAUGGAUACCGUGUUGUCUUUGAAAGUCUCCAAACAUCUUCUGCUGCAAACAAACAAAUCAUACAAGACAAGCAGAAUGAAGAUGAAGGAACAGAAAGUUUUGCUGCCAAGGACAGCCAGAAAAAAGAGGAAAUAACAUGGGUUCACUUAAUCCGCUACCACAUCCAUUUAAAAAGGCUUUAUAACACAAACCUGCUAUUUGCUGCCCCUUACUCAGGACCUGGAUCAUUUUCUGCAAGAGAUGGACACCUUAGUGCUGUUUUUGACUCAGGGAUUGUUCUGCGCAUUGCAGAAAUGCAUUCCUUUCUUAAACAACAUUUGACUGAAUAUUCAGUAUGUUGUCUUGAGAAUUUCCCAAAAGAGCUACAUGAUGUAGAACUGCUGCUUGGUAGGCCUGCUGAUUCUUCAAAGAGGUCUCUUGAAAUUACUGGAGUUACAUCAAAGAUGACACCUGGGAGAAUAGUUUCUCCGGUUUCUGUCACCAGAGAAGCAGACACUCAAAUGGAGAGCAGGGCAACAAAUGCUUCAAAUAAAGAAAUUAAUUUUCAGUGGUACAUUCCUUCUCUGGAAAAGCCAUCUAACAAUAGAGAGACUAAGGUUUUGCUGCUUUAUGCUUACAAUACAAAGCCUGUCAAGAUUAGCAACAUCAAGAUUUUCCGUUCAACAUCCGUGUUUUCAGGCUACUUGUGGAUUCCAUUGGCUAGAAUUACUUCUUUACGGGAGAAAUUAUCUAAUCUGAAGCAGCAAGUUGAAAUAUUGAUGGAAAGUCCAACAAGCUUGCCUUCAGCUUCAGAACCUACAAGUUUUCUAGAAGAAAGUAAAACUUCGAAAAUAAUUCCUUCAAAAAAAUCGAAAAUUAAAGUUGCAAAAGUGCAUCUUGAUGAAAAAACAGAAGAAAUGGCUAAAAGCUGUUUAUCUGAAGUCAAAGCACUGCUGUCUGGUGUUCCAGCCUUGUCCUUGCCAUUAACUGAGAUCCCAUUUGAUGUUACUUUGCAAUCAAUAGAAAGUUUGGAAGAUAUGUUUGAUUCUGCCAGUGGAUGUACAAUAACUGAAGAAAGUCUUUUCAACUGGAUUAUUUCUCUGUUUCACUAA
This is a messenger RNA of Calypte anna (Anna's hummingbird), 9540 nucleotides long. It is a transcript of the gene CFAP54, whose product is annotated as cilia and flagella associated protein 54. Bases 1 to 9540 code for a protein of 3179 amino acids. NCBI's taxonomy places the organism in Eukaryota, Metazoa, Chordata, Aves, Apodiformes, Trochilidae. Gene Ontology annotation, biological process: cilium assembly. The transcript has 69 exons. The record is from RefSeq and is a predicted model, not a curated record.